Myripristis murdjan (pinecone soldierfish) is the source of this 4185-nucleotide messenger RNA. It is a transcript of the gene dbpb, whose product is annotated as D site albumin promoter binding protein b. Gene Ontology annotation, biological process: regulation of transcription by RNA polymerase II. Lineage: Eukaryota; Metazoa; Chordata; Actinopteri; Holocentriformes; Holocentridae. Gene Ontology annotation, molecular function: RNA polymerase II cis-regulatory region sequence-specific DNA binding; DNA-binding transcription factor activity, RNA polymerase II-specific. The record is from RefSeq and is a predicted model, not a curated record. The coding region runs from base 739 to 1884 and encodes 381 amino acids. Gene Ontology annotation, cellular component: nucleus. The transcript has 5 exons.
GUCACGUGAACUGCCCGUGUUCGUUCCAGCUGAGAGGACAGCGAGUCGCGCGGCCCGAGCCCCAAAGCCCGUGCCCGUGACUGGAUCCAUCCGAUGCUGAAAGUACAGACAGAGAGAGAGGAAAAGACCCCCCUCCUCCUCCUGCUGCUCUUCCUCCUCCUCCUCCUCCUCCCCCCGGCGCACAGCAGAGCGCGACAGGAGAGAAGAGAAAGAGCGAUACAAGUUGUCAUCUGACCAAUAGGACCGUCCAGGCGCAGCUCUCGUCGCUGCGUUUUUCCUUACUCACUGUUUUCCUUCGCUGUUUUGGCCGAGGACGCUUUUUGUUUUUUUGUUUUUUCUUCUCGCUUUGCAACUAUUUUUGAGCCCUCGUUUUUGAAUCCGUACACAAUUGACGAUAUCGUCGCUGGAAGAUACCCUCCUGCAACUUUUGAAACAUUUGAAACUGUCCGUGCAGUCUGCGGAUUUCAUUUUUUUUCCUCGGCUGUUUUUGUGUAUUUAUUAUGGACAGCCCUCUUUUUCAGAUCGGCUGACCGCCCCGUCACACGUCGGUCCUCGAGCUUGGUCUGUGGAGGAGUUUUAAUAAUAUCUGCAUCUGACUGCAAUGGGAUACUUGACGUGGAAUUAAGCAAACUUAAUUGCCUGCAAGCAAAGUCAACAUAUUUGUCAUUUUGAUAGGUGCUCUGGUCAGUUUUUCUCGACCCCCUUUUGGUUUCUUUGUGCGACCCCGUCUGGUCCAGGAUGUCCAGGCAGCUCUCCCAGCUCCUGACCCCCGACCUCCCCGCCGGCGCAAGCCCACAGUUUGGAAGUUGCACUCAGCCUGGAGGCUCCCUGCCUGGGGGACACCUCACCUCAAUGGCAGGACUCAAAUCCCUCCUGCAGCACCCCAUGAAAGUGGACCAACGCUUAAAACCCCCCUGUGACGCGAAAGAGAAAGACAGAUCUUUGGACAUGGAUGAGGACUCUUUGGGAGUGUGCUCCAUGAGGAAUGGCAGUGGAGUAAGCAGCAGUAAUAACAGCAAUGGCUGUGGAGGAGGUGGUGUAAAUGGAGGAGGAGGAGGAGGAGGAGGAGGAGGAGGAGGAGGUUUCAACCAGUUCCUGGGGCCUCUCCUGUGGGAUCGCACCCUGCCUGCAGAUGGGGGCCUCUUCCAGCUUCAGUACAUGGACUUGGAGGAGUUUCUGACUGAUAAUGGCAUGGGCAGCAUCCACAACAACAACAACUCCAGUUCGGCCCAGAUCCCCUCUCAGAGCUCCCAGUCCGCCGUGCCCAACCAGAGCUCCCAGUGUCCAUCGUCUUCACCCCCACCCUGCUCUUCAUCCUCUUCCUCCUCUUCCUCUUCCUCACCGUCGCUCAUUGGUUUGGAGGUGGCGCAGCCGCAGAGCCUGCUUGGAGGAACUGACUGUCUACAUGGGAGUCAGACAAAUAUGAAUGACUCCUGUGAGUCACCCUCGUCCUCGUCCUCGUCCUCCUGUCCACCGCUGCUCACACCCACGAGCAAUGGGCCAGAGGUGAUGGGAAUGUAUGACAUGGAUCCAUCAGACAUGGCCCUGUCCAGUAUCCCCGGCCAGGAAACCUUUGACCCCAGGAGGCACCGCUUCACUGAAGACGAGCUCAAACCGCAGCCAAUGAUCAAGAAGGCCCGCAAGAUGCUGGUACCUGAUGACAUGAAGGAUGAAAAGUAUUGGUCCAGGAGGUGUAAAAACAACGAGGCAGCAAAGCGUUCCCGAGAUGCUCGGCGUCUUAAAGAGAACCAAAUAUCGGUGCGUGCCGCCUACCUGGAGAGGGAGAAUGCCGCCCUCCGACAAGAAGUGGCCGAGAUGCGGAAGGAACUUGGCCGCUGUCGCAACAUCCUUAGUAAAUACGAGAACCGCCUCGCCGACCAGUGAUGAAGGGGAGGAGCAAAAGGAAGGAGAGGAGGAUUCAGUUGGAUUAAUUUUAAAGACUCUCAUUUUUACGGUGGCAUGAUGGACAGAAUGGGGUCCGAAGAUGGUGGUGAUAAUGACGAAGAUGAUGAUUAUGAUGAUGAUGAAUGUAUGAGACAAGGAGAGGGGUUAUAUAUUGAAGCUCAGGUGACUUGUUUAGUUGAGGUGUCUCAGCGGGUGGUCCUAAAAGGCGUUUGGGCGGAGAGAUUAAUUAAACAGGUGAAAGAUGUGACUUUUAAGGGUUUUGUUAUUGGAGAAUUGUAUAUUUUUAUAAUACUUAGAGGGAGAGCAAAUUUGAAGAAUAAUUUUGUAUAUUUUCUACAUGACUGGGACAUAGAGACAUGGAAUGCUACAGAAAAUAUCUUUUAUUAUAGAUGAGUCAGGAGAUGAUGCUUAACAGGGGGUCAACCAUAGUCGGGUAUUUUUAGACUUGAUAGUCAGGAUGCAGCAACACGGGCUAGGAGGUUUCAAUUGUAAUAUAGAGAGCAAAAUGAUCUUAAAAUUGUAUAGUUCAAGAUUUUUGUGGAUUUUACUCAAGCACUUAAUUUUAAUUGUUUUGUUUCUGUCACUGGGAAUGGGCAUGCUGAGGCACAGAGAGAAAGAGAAUGAGAGAAACUGGGAGGCAACAUGUACCCCGUGCAGCUCUUGUCUUGACCAGUCUGAUGUAUUAUUAUUAUUAUUUUUUUAAAUAGAGCAACUUCAUCCUAUUUAAUUGACUUAGUGCUUAUGUUCCCACUUUACCACACCCCCGGUAUCUGUCAUAUGGCAAUAUUAGCGUAUUUGUACGAUUUUCCCACGAUUGGUACAUGUUUGUCCAGCCCAUGUUUGUAUCUUUGACUCUUUCUCUCUCUGUCCCUGUUGAGCGUUUUUACUCUGUUCUGGUGUAUGAUAUCUUACCUAAGCUGGUGAAAGCUGGUCUUGAUGCCCUGGGUAACACAGGCCCUCAGGAUCUUCUUGUUGAGUUGUUUGGACAUUGCCCUUCCUCCUCCAGAUCCAUUUACAGCUGCCCUCACUCUCAACUUAUCUCCGUACAGUUAUAAGCUAACUCUCCCCCCAUUUUGUCCAGUGGCUCCCUCUUAACGAGACAGCACAUAGAGCAGUCAAGGUCUCAAUGUUUUAACAUAUUCUGAAACAGUCCUUCAAUUUCCACAGGAAAACGCACAUUGAUUUUACUGAACUAACGUUAAUUAUCUUUAUUGUCCGUGGCUCAGCGAGAAAUAUUGUCUACAGUGGAUAGGCCUAUACAGGUUUGUUGAUUUGGUGGGGGUCUAUAAAGUGUGAAUGUGAGGAGUGUAUGAGUGUAUUUCAGGAGAUGGGCAUCAUGCUCCCAUUGAUUGGAAUGGUGUAAAUUUCUCAGAUUUCUGGGAUCAAUAAAAGCCAAAACUUCCUAUGUUGAGUCACAAAGCUUGUUGAUACUGCGCUUUUUUUCAAUGCAGCAGUCCUGUACUGUGUACUGUGUCUAUGAGCUUCUAUGUGCACCCACAACACCCACACAGGGGUGUGGUACACAACCAAUAAUGUUCCUAAAGGGGCAAGGGCCUGGCCAAACCAGUGAUAGAGCGUGCUUUUUAUCCCCUUAAUGACCAUGUUGAAUAGUUACCAUUACUGCUAUUAUUAUUGUUAUGAUUAUGAUGAUUGUUAUCCCUCUUAUUGUUGCUGUUCUAUAUUAUUGAAUGAUUUUCUUUCUUUGGAUGAACAUGGUCCGUUGCACCUUUAAACAUCUUUGAAUCUCAUGUGUUCCUCAGAGAGACUAUUCAAACAGAAAACCCCCCACUUUCUACCAUUUGCAUCCUGCCUCAGAUCUCCAAACGUUUUCCCUUUCUCUGUUCUGCCAUGGACUAUUUAUACAGCAAACUCACCUCUCCCUGGCGGACUGCCAUCUUGGUUUCUUUGACUAUGGAUUCCACAAACUUUGUUGGUUCAUCCGAUACCUCAAAGAUGAGGUUCGUGCAGACUUAAUUUACCAUUCAUUAUGAACUUUUCCGUUCUCCACAUGUGUAUGGACUAUGCACACAACGUAUAUGUUUCCUGAUGGUUUAUUUCAGCCUAUUUUCACCUCAAUCAGUGAUUGUUUGCUCUCCCAACAGGAUGUAGUCUCUAAUAUCCUCACACGUGGUUGAUAAAUCUUUUAGUGACUCUAACUGAACUACAACUAUCCUGCUGCGUCAGUGGUGUCCAUGGUGCCCAGCCCACCUAGUGCUGGUUAUUUGGAUGUAGUUGAGAUUUCCCACAAACACCAAUAAAAGAUUGUUCUCAUUCACUGUU